AUGGUUGACUGUCUCCAAAAUGAUGGAAUUCCUGCUGAUUCAGUCUUCAACGAAGAUGGAACAGUGAAGACUGGCAAAGGAUGUCUCUCGGCUGUCAUUCAACGUUGCUUGUUGGGUGACCAUGUUGAGUAUGAUAUUAAAUUGAAUCACCCGAGGGGUCACACAUGGAGCGUCACGAGAAGGUAUCGUGAAUUCAACGAGCUUCGAAAGGCCUUGCACUCAAAUUAUGCCCUGCCAGAUAGCCAGUCGAUCAGAAUGCCGGCAAAAAGGCUAUUUAAUAACCUCUCCCUUGCUUUUGUGCAUCAACGCGGUCUUGAAUUGGAGGCCUUUCUAAACGGCCUUCUGACCCACUACACUCUCCCUCCGCCUCCACUUGCUGAUUUUAUUGAUUGGGAAAGAUAUGAUGUUCAUGGCAUAACAAAUUGUCUGGCCCGACAGUUGGCCAAGGAUGGUGACACCGUCUUGGACUCCAAUGAUGUCUUUGUCAUGCACGUUUAUCAGCUGCACGCAAUCAAUAAACGCAUGAUCUCACCUGUUUCUUUAAAUCUUUUUAAUAGACCGAACGAAGAUUUUGGCCGUGUUCUUGACUUCGUUUCUCGGGUUAAGCGCCUUAAAUUGCUCGGUUCGCUUGAUAAGCUCCACAAGAGCAACAUCGCCAUAAACACCCUGACCUUUGACAUGUCGCCGUUCCGAGGCCUUCAGUUUUUGGAGUUAAACAACGUUGAUCUGAGGCGAAUGCGAGGCUUCGAGCACAUCAAGGCUACUGUCACGCAGUUGACCGUCCAUCACAGUCUGAAGAACCUCAAGAACCUCAUGCUGGGUGACCUGUUCGCGGUGGGCGACGGUGAUUGGGUGCAUGGUGAAAACCCGAUCCCGACGCUCCCCUGGGAUCAGAUCAAGAUCGCGAACUUUUCUAACAACUUCCUUCAUCUCAUUGACCAAACAAUCGCUCUUCUGCCCAACGUCGAAAUUCUCAACCUUUCUAACAACCUGCUCACGGAAAUCGCCUCACUCACGUCUCUUCCGCUUCUCCGCGUGCUUUAUCUCUCGGAUAACCAACUUUACAUUGGAGAGGAGUCUAACUUCGUCCACAACGAAGGCUGUGAGCUGCUUCCUCCUGAUGCCACUGAUUUGCCCGAGGGUCUGGCUCUUUCCAAGACCUCCAUUUCCGCGGGAACCAGCGAGUCUUCAACUGAGCGGUGGAAGCGUGCUGUUCCCCUCAAACCUCUUCGUGAACGUCUCGGAGAAGUGCAAAUUCUGGUAUUGGCAAAUAACGGUUUGCGCUCCGCUUCAAUUGUGGAUGGCAUGUGCAGUCUACAGCAUCUUGAUUUGUCCGGCAACAAGAUCGACUCUUUCGCAGAACUGACGUACCUGGGAAAUCUCCCACAUCUGAACUCGUUAGAAUUAAUGGGAAAUCCGAUUUGUGAUCAUCCGUACUAUCGCCGCAAUGUGCUCGAUCUGCUAGGCCCUAGAUUUUCUCUGAUUGUACCGGACGGACAGAGAGUAACAACAUCCGAAAGCGAAAAUGUCCGGCUCUACCGGGCCCUAAAAAAGGGCGGUGCUGUCGUCGAGGGUGCCUCGCCCGCCACUGCUCCCGUUGGGCACAAAUCGAGCGCUCUAGUUGAUAAGACGCCUCCCCUGUCAUCUAAUCAGCCCAAAGACUGCACGAAUACGACUUCAGCCGCUGUCGCUGAGGGUGCAUUGCUUUCUUCCCUCCAACCAAACCAAGUCGAUGGGUCUAAUGUUGCCAGCUGGAGUGAAAACACACCAUCUAAAACAGCAAUUAUUGAUAAUCAUGCAAUUCAGAGUUCUUGUCUCCCUCCUCAACAUAAGCCGGUGCCUCAUUCCAAUUUAAAUACAGGAGAGGCUGAAUCGGAAUGUACUAAGCAUCACGAUUCAGAUGAACGGACAGCGUUAGAGCAAAUGCCCACACAUGCUCUACCGACAACUCCAAGUGCUGAGUGUCUUUUCACAGAGGUGAGCUGUGGCGCCACUCAACCAAAGACUACACAACUCGACGUUUUGCCUAACCAUGCGGAGGGGGACAGUCACCUGGAGCACCAAGUCUCAGACGAGGUAGUUGACAGUACCCUUGUGACAUCCGCCAUGAUAGAAGAGGAACCGGAAUUCCAGUUCGCCUCCCGUACGCCCCCGGCCACAAAGCGCGAUAGUGCCCUUGGCGAGCCUCCGUUUACGCAGUCGGAUAAACCCGCGAAUGAUGACAGGACUGAAAUGCCUAUUAACUUCGUAGAAGCAACUCCGGAUGAAAAUCCUGAAGGAGCCUCUUCUGUCGCUUGUCAUACCGAGGAAAGGCGUGAAACCGCUGUUACAGAGGAGUCUCCUGUCUCCCACGAUGAUAAAUCGGGCGCUUCUUCUACUCACUUGAAGACGUCUUGUGAUAUCCAGCUCUGUUUCGACCCGAAUGCUUCUGCUAUUUCUUCAGGGCUGUUGCGCCACCCUGAGGCAACUGGGGGAGAGGGUUUUUCCGUUGAGUCUGCACCAGACCUUGGCGACGCUCAACAGACUGCCCACCUCAAUACCACUGGAGACGAAGUCUAA
Molecule: messenger RNA, 2559 nt
Organism: Mesocestoides corti
Lineage: Eukaryota; Metazoa; Platyhelminthes; Cestoda; Cyclophyllidea; Mesocestoididae
Source: the annotation of a GenBank genome assembly